Molecule: messenger RNA, 1052 nt
Organism: Sorghum bicolor (sorghum)
Lineage: Eukaryota; Viridiplantae; Streptophyta; Magnoliopsida; Poales; Poaceae
Product: probable glutathione S-transferase GSTU6
Exons: 2
Coding region: 84-809 (241 amino acids)
Biological process (GO): glutathione metabolic process
Cellular component (GO): cytoplasm
Molecular function (GO): glutathione transferase activity
Source: RefSeq, a predicted model, not a curated record
CGCGAUCGAGGCCAGGCGCCAUCGGCCAUCCACAGAUCACGCGCGACUGACCGGCCGGGAGCGCACGGCGAGCUAGAACUAGAAUGGCCACCACAGCCGGCGCCGGAGGCGCCGGGAAGCUGAAGCUGCUGGGCGCGUGGCCGAGCCCCUUCGUGAACCGCGUGCGCGUGGCGCUGCACCUCAAGGGCCUCGAGUACGAGAACGUGGAGGAGGACCUCACCAACAAGAGCGACCAGCUCCUCGCCUCCAACCCCGUCCACAAGAAGGUGCCCGUGCUCCUCCACGGCGACACGCCCGUCUCCGAGUCACUCGUCAUCGUGGAGUACCUCGACGACGCCUUCCCCGGCGCCGGCCAAGCCCUCCUCCCCGCCGACCCCUAUGAACGCGCCGUCGCUCGCUUCUGGGCCGCCUACGUCGAUGGCAAGUUGCACGGCAUGAUGGUGAAGGCGAUCCUGGGGGCAACGGAGGAGGAGAGGGCGGCGGCGACAGCGGACGCGUUGGCAGCUAUGGAAACGCUGGAGGGUGCGUUCGCCGAGUGCUCCGGCGGGAAAGAGUUCUUCGCCGGCGACGAGCCCGGGUACCUGGACGUCGUGCUGGGGGGCUUCAUCGGCUGGUUGCGCGCCUGGGACAAGGUGGGCGGCGUCAAGCUCCUGGACGGCGGCCGGAGGACCCCGCGCCUCGCCGCGUGGGCGGAGCGGUUCGCCGCGCUCGACGUGGCCAGGGACGUCAUCCCGGACCCCGACCACAUCGCCGAGUUCGCCAAGGUGCUGCAGGCACGCUCCGCGGCAGCAGCCGCCGCCGGCAACUGAGCUCGAUCACAAGUGAAUGCUGCUCUGCCUUCCUGAGAAGUCAUGGUUUGUUUGGCUGGCGAGGAUAAAACAUGGUUUGUUCACUGAAAUAGCUCGUUGGCUUGCCAUCUGUUUUAGCAAAAGUAUGCAUGCUUGUUAUUUAUUCAUAAUAAUUGAUCGAUGAACAUUGGCUCCUGUGUCGAUUCGUUCAAGAAAAAAAGCAGAUAAUUCAUUGUUCGGGUAACAAUUAGGAUUUGCUGUAUA